Molecule: messenger RNA, 8931 nt
Organism: Cydia fagiglandana
Lineage: Eukaryota; Metazoa; Arthropoda; Insecta; Lepidoptera; Tortricidae
Gene: tud
Product: maternal protein tudor-like
Exons: 12
Coding region: 168-7556 (2462 amino acids)
Source: RefSeq, a predicted model, not a curated record
UCUGCCCGCCAUAUUUGUUGAAAAACGUAAACGGAAAAAAGUGAGCGGCAGUUUUUUCAUAAGUUCUGUUGAUGUACGGUGAGCACUUCUCUUUUCUAAAUAGUUAUGUGAUUUUGUGCAUACUAUUAAAUUUUCUAAUCGAUAUAGCCAGUUAGAAGUUUUAUGCAAUGGCUUUGCCAGCCGAAUCACAAAGGUCUUUUCGACUUUAUGUGACCCAUGUGGAUGGAGAGGGUCCUUUUCUGAAGAUAAGCGGCCAGCUCGACCAACAGUCUUCGUUAAUGGUCGAGAGCCUAUUUGAAUCGGCUCGCGGAAACUUGGAAAAGGGAAUUGGAGCAGUUUCUGUGGCAGCUAUCCAUGAAGGUGUAAUAUGUGCCGCCAAAUACAAAGAUGGAACAUACUACAGAGCGAAGAUCAUAGACAUCACGAAUCUGUCUACCGGUUUAUUGGGCGUCCAUUUUAUAGAUUACGGUAACAAAGACCGUAUUUCUCUCAGUGCUAUUAGAUUUUUGGACAAGUAUGACCCGAUGUUUCUUCAGCUUCCCGGGCAAGCGACUGACUACUACCUAAGUCGCAUAAUGCAUCCUUCCGGUCGCUGGGACGAGCCGCUGCUGCUCAAGCUUCAGAGCUUGUUGUGUUAUGCAGAAUACCCUGCUGUUGUUGAGGGCCAAACCUGCACAUUGCCCAUUAUAUCUAUACAAUACAAGGGAAAUGAUUUCUCAACACAUCUUGUUUCAAAUAGAUUUGGUAUAGCCGUGCCGGUAGCAAAACAAGAAGUGAUGAUGCUGCAACCAAUGGGAACUGACAGGCAACCAGGGCCAAACUGGGCACCAAAUUUCAUAGCCGAUUCAACGCCAUAUGCUGAACAUGUACCGUUUCUGAUGAACCAGAACUUCCCAUCCAACCCUGCAUCUGCAAUGAGAUUGCAGCAGAACGCCAGUGUGCCCUUCAAUGGUGCUAUAGUGCCUCCACCAUCAGCCAUUAGCCAGAGGCUACUAGUCAAUAAGGCAUCAAGAGGCCCAGUGAACCUUAAAGGUCCAAUAAGGCAGCCCCAAGUGGCUCUAAACUCUCCCCCUGUUGAGAUAUCCACUCCACCGCCAGCGGCAGCCCUUAACAAGAGUUUGUCACCGAAAAAGUCUGCCACUUACAAGAGCCGCUUGUUAGAAGUGAAUUCGCAACACAAAGUGUUUGUGUCAUUUGCAGAGGAAGGCCCAGAGCUCUUUGCAGUUCAGCUGGUGACAGACGCUAAGAAACUUCAAGAUAUGAUGGAUGACAUAAAUAGAAUCCCACACAGAAGCCUUACCGAGCCGCCUAUGAUAGGAACAGUGUGCUUAGGCAGAAUGUCUGGAGACCGAAUUAUUUGCAGGGCAAUAGUCAUGAACCUAUCAGGUUCGCAGUGCAAGCUGUUCUUUGUAGACUUCGGUGAUACGGAAAUGGUGUCAUACUAUGACAUCUUCGACAUCCCAGAAGAGUUUGUCAAGCCUAAUGUAUUUGCUAUGAGAUUCUGCUUAUCGGGCGUGAAGAAAUUACAGAAGGGACCAUAUUUGAAUGAGGCAUUUAAGCAACUUGUGAAUGGAAAAGUGAUGACACUGCGAGUGGUGAAACCGGAAGGUCCUCCGUUAAUACAGUAUGGAGAACUGUACUUAGACAACAAGAAUGUGCUGGACUUGCUGCUAGCCAACGUUAAAGACAAGCUGCAGUUCAAGUGGAUGGAAAUGCUUGCAUUAGGCAGCAGAGCUUCCGUACUUGUGUCUUAUGUAGACAGCUGCAUCAAAUUCUACGUCCAACUAUCAGACAAGAUUGACGACUUGACUGCUGUGAUGGAAGCGGUGAAAGUCCACUGUGAGGGCACCUCAUCCCCUGGAGAGUUACCCGUCGGCACCGCUUGCUGUGCCAGGUUCCCUGAUGAUGACAAAUGGUACAGGGCCAAGGUUCUAGGGUCUAAUAACAAGAAGAUCCUUGUGGCGUAUGUGGACUACGGCAAUGAGCAAGAAGUUAAUGUUUCGGAUUUGAGAACCAUAACUGCGGAUCUGUUAAAACUGCCCGCACAAGCCAUGAAAUGUGCAUUGAAAGGCUUUGAAAACAAACCAGUGGAAAGCAAGACCUCCAACCAGCUUGAAAUGCUGGCACUAGAAAAGACGCUGACUGCCAAUGUAGUUGGGGUCUUAUCUAGCGACACCAUGUUGGUAUCCCUGGUGGAUGACACAUGCAGCCCGCCACUAGAUGUGGCUAGAAAGAUGAACCAGCUGUCACAGCCUAGAAGCAAUGUUGAGACUAAACCGACCACGCCAGUGAGCAAAGCGGCCCCGGAACAGUUCAGCUCGCCAGAGAGCGACCACGGCAAAGGAUUCAAGCGAGAAAAGAGCUUCAGAGAAGACCGGCGGCCAAGGGACGAUGACGACUUCGGACAACGGGGUGGCAGCUUCCGAAACAGAGACAGAGAACCGUUUGAUCGAUCGGGGCCGGGCCGGCAUAGUGACAAGUUUGGAGGCAGACCCGAUAAGGGAGAAAGACGCGGUAAGCCAUGGGAGAGCGGCGCGCCGCCCGCGCCCGCCGGCGCCGAGUGGGAGGAGCCCGCCGCCCCCGCCGCCCCCGCGCCGCGCCCGCACGCCCGCGACAGGGACAACCGCGACAACAGGGACAGGGACAGCAGAAGAAAGCCUAGAGCGGACAACGAAAAGGGUCCAAAGCCAGGCUGGAAGCACAAAGACGGCGCCGGAGUCGGCAAGAGGCUGAGACAGGCCGCCGAGGCUGCCUCGGCGGACGCGCAGAAGGCAGGGCCUAAGGGAUCUAUACAGGACAGGCUGAAACGUGACAAUAAAUUCAACAAGCAAGACGAAUGGGAAGAGAAGAAAGACGACUGGGGCAGCGGCACGCAGAGUCGCAACGACCGCUUCGGACAGAACCGGAGCGAGCGGCGAGACUGGGGCGAGAAGAAAGACUGGAACCAGAAGCGGGAGUUCCGAGACAGAGGCGAGAAUAACCGCGGAGACAGAGGCGAGAACAAUCGCGGCGACAGAGAUAGAACCAGGAGUAAUUUCACACCCCGCGACCGCGCUGAUCGCGCUGACCGCUCCUUCGGCUCUGACUCUGACAAGCGGUCAGAUAGAAGCUUCGGCCGCGCCGGAAACAAACCCCGCUCCAAAUUCACACAAGUACAGUACAAGGAACUCCCCGACCCUGUCCCAUUGGAAUCCCGCUUCGACGAACCGACCAUCGAAUCCGAAGCGCAACACGAAGUAUCCGUCACCUGGAUCAUAUCCCCAAAGAGCUUCUACACACAACUAAUGUCCCUCCAACCGAAGUUCCUAGAGAUGAUGCACAAAAUCCCAGAGCUUUACAAAGGCGUCAGAUCUUACUCAGGAAUGGUCCCUGUCGGCGCUUCAGUACUAGCCAGAUACCCCGCCGAUGGAGUCUUGUACCGAGCCACGGUCGUCUCCGCCCAACCGUUCUCCAAAUUCAUAGUCCAGUACAUCGAUUUCGGGAAUAAACAACUAGUGGACGCUAAGGACAUAUGGCAGCUGGAUAGACAACUUUUAGAGCUGCCUAAAAUGGCGAUACAUUGCUCGCUGAUCGGUGUAGCGCCUGUAGAAGGCGAAUGGAAGGCCAAUCCCGAGAUAGACUUGUGUUUCAACGCGCCGCGGUAUCAGUGUGUGUUCCAGGAGUGUGUGGAAGGACAGUAUCAGGUCUCGUUGUGGAAUAACGGUGCGAGUGUUACGGAUAUGUUGGUGGAGAAACAGUUGGCUGUGCUGUCGGAGCAGCAAUCUUCCGUUACACUUAAAGACGAGGCAAUAGACCUGACCAUCAUAGUGGGCCAGCAGAUCCCCUGCCGCGUGACGCACUUCGAGUCGUAUGAGAAGUUCUAUGUUCAGCUCGACUUGGAGAAGGCGGAGCUGGUCGAGAACGCCAUCGCCAACUUCGACGCCAACUUGUUGACGCCGCUUACACAAGACACAUUAACCGACGGCAUCCAUUGCACAGUGAAGCACGAGGGUAAAAUCUACCGCGCCAUCUUGAACGACACGUCGGAUGCAAACAACGUCGUCGCCGUGUUGCCCGACUAUGGCAAUACUGUCACCACAUCACUGGCUAACUUGAUGAUCCUGCCAACGGAACUGAGCGUAUACUACUACCAGUCCCUGGAGUGCUGUCUCAACAACUACACGGCCGAGUCCAACACCCUGAUGCCGCUCGAGGAGCUGAAGACAACCCUCACCGGGAACAAGUUCAUCGUAUACGUGGACAGCGUUGAGGGGAUCCGCCUGAUGACCACCCUAUACGACAUCAGCACGGGCAAGAAGCUGGCCAUCUUCGAGCCCGACGAGGGCGCCUUCGAGGACGUGGUGACGGUGUGCGCGCGCACCGUGUUCAACUACAACUUCGGCCUGUGCAGCGUGCAGCACCUGCAGAACCUCAACGAGAUCUACCUGCAGAAGACUGCGGACAUCGAGAAGGUGCAGCAGCUUUUGGACAGGCUUUAUGUCUUCUAUGAUGAAGGUACACCCGAACCACUCGAGGAGUUCGAACCCGACACCCCGUGUGCUGUCAAAUCGUCCGACGGCAAUUGGUACCGUGCCACCAUCGUCAGCGCCACCGAUGCCGACGUCAUCGUGCAGUUCCCCGACUACGGCAACACGGAGACCGUCGCGAAGGACACGGUUAAGAAACUGGACAAGUCCUUCUACGAGCCCUGCGCUCAGGCACUCGUCGCGAGCUUAGGAUUGGUCGCGCUUACCGAUGACGCGGUUACAAAGCUGUCCGAAUGGACUACGGACAAGGAGGUGCAAGUCACGCUCGCAUUCGGCUCCGACGGCUGGCUCGCCAGUCUACACCUGGAUGGAGUGGACUUGUCCAUAAAACUGGUCAACGAAAAGCUAGCCACCCCGCAGGUGACUUCCGAAGAGGAGCCCGUACCCGAACCCGCGCCGGCCGCCGAGACAGUCGAACCCGUGUCGCUGCCGCCCGGCUGCACGCAGGUCUACAUCAGCCACAUCGACAGCCCCGGACACUUCUGGCUCCAGAUGGCCGACAAGGUCGACAAGAUCGACGAGAUCCAGGCCGAGCUCGCGGCCGACGCCGACAAAUACGAGGACCUGCAAGCGCGCGAGAUGGGCACGCUGUGCGUCGCCAAGUACUCGGCCGACGACCUCUGGUACCGCGCCGAGGUGCUUGACCUUGACUCCGACAUCACCACCGUGCGCUUCAUCGACUACGGCAACACCGACGUGCUCGACAAUUCGCCCGGCCUCAUCAAGACUAUGCCGGAGAGCCUGCGCGCUAUAGAGCCGCUCUGCGUGCGUUCCAGCGUCAACGCCGUGCCCACCGGCACCGGCCAGUGGUCGGAGGCGGCCGGCGAGAGCUUCGAGGCGCUCGUCGGCGACACGGCGCAGCCCGUCGACGCGCUCAUCGUGCUGAAGGACGUCACCACGUACGUCGACCUGUUCGUGGCCGGCCGCAACCUCACCGACCAGCUCGUGGCGCAGGGCCACGCCGCCCGCUCCGAGCAGCCCACCGAGUGCGGCGACCUCCCCUCCUGCUUCGCCAGCCACGUAAACUCGCCCUCCGAGUUCUGGGUCCAGCUGGAGUCGGCCACGACGGAGCUGCAGGCGAUGGAGGCGGCCAUGGAGGACGCCGAGAACCUCCCCGAACUGGCGUCGAAGGAGGAGGGCGUGCUGUGCGCCGCCAAGUACCCCGAGGACGGCGCCUGGUACCGCGCGCAGGUCAUCGUGGACGGCUCCGAGGGCACCGAGGUGCUGUUCAUGGACUACGGCAACGCCUCCAUCGCCACCGAGCUUCGUACCCUCCCGGACGAGCUGAAGCUGAAGCCGGCGCUGUCGCGCAAGUGCGCUCUCCAGAAGCCAAGGGACAUCAAGUUCUGGUCGAGGAAGUCCGAGGUCAAGUUCAACGAGCUGGCCGCCGAGGGCCGCACCAUCUUCAACGUGCAGUUUAUCGCGUCCGGCGACAUCUCCAUCGUGGAGCUGUACCUGGAGGGCAAGUCGGUGACGGAGGAGCUGGUGGGGCUCUGCGAGGAGCAGCCGCCGGCCGAGCGUCCGAAGCCCGUGGGCCAGGACCUGCGCAGCGAGGGCAAGCUGUGCUACGUACACGCGCUGGACGAGUUCUACGUCCACCUCGACGACAAGACCGCGGACCUCGACAAGGUGACCGAGAGGAUGGUCGACGUGGACGAGUUCGAGUCGGCGCCGGAGCUGAAGGUCGGCUCGAUCUGCGCCGCCUACUGGGCCGAGGACGAGCAGUGGUAUCGCGGAAAAAUUCUAGAAUUCUGCGACGCGAGCUACCACGUCCAGUUCCUGGACUACGGCAACAAAGCUAAAUGCCAGGAGUUCCGGCGACUGCCCGAGGACGUAGCGACGAUCGAGCCCCUCGCCAAGUGCUGCCGGCUGGCCGUACCCGACGGGGCCGCCGACGACGACGCCGCGAGGAACAAGCUCGACGAGCUCAUGGCUAACGACGCGACAUUCCACAUAGAAUUCCUAGACAGCACUUCGGAGCCGGCGCUCGUCAAACUCAUCCUUAAUGGGGAGGAUGUUAGUACUAUCCUAUUCGCCUCGAGACCCAGUGAGAGAGAACCGGAAAAGGCGGAAACCGUACCUGAAACUGUAACUCCAGAAAGUGCUCAUGUUCCGGAGGAGGAGACGGCCUUGGCCGAAACGGAUGAUCAACCUAAGGAGACUGUAGAAACUGGUUCUGAGAAUGUAACCUCAUUGGAAAUUGAACAAGAGGAUAAAGAAUCGACCCAAUCAGUUACAGAGACGGUAGAAACUGGUUCUGAGAAUGUACCCUCGGAAACUGAAAAAGAAGAUAAAGUACCAAGCCAAUCAGUUAUAGAGCCUUCAGAAGUAGAGGAAGCUGUUAAAACUCUGGAGGAAGAAGACUUACCCGAAUCAGUUGUAAAGCCUUCUGAAGUAGAAAAACCUGUUGAAACACUGGAAGAAGUAGACUCACCUAAAACGGGCGAAAAGGAAGUUGCCGAAUCAGUAUUAGUAGGUAAUAAUGAACAGCAAACCGAAGUUUAUACCGAAAAAGAGACUGAGGAUGAAGAUAAAUUUGAGGAUGCCAACGAGCUGGACUCGUCGCAUCCAGAUCUGGACGAAAGCUUAGAAAGUAAUCACACCGUAAUUGAAAACAAAUCAUUUGAAGCCAACCCGGACAGCUUAAAUGACUCUGGUGAUCAUAAAGCGGAACAACUAGAGUCUCCUAAACAGGACACUUCAUCAUCAACCCUGGAGAGCUCCAAUGGAACUAUAAAAACUCCAGAAAGAGACAAUUCUAAGGAUUCCAUAAAUACAGAUACUGGCUACACAAGCAGUGAUGGCACCAAAGACGGAUCCCCAAUGAAGGAAUCCAGUAAUGAAUCAACCAAAUUAGAAUCAGAUGUUGGAGAAACAAUAUCGGAAGUCAAAACUAAAAAAUUGGUAUCAGAUGUAGAAGUAGGAAAAACAAUCGAACUCGAAAAUGAAUCAAAAGAGAACAAUGAAACUAGCGUUAAAUCAAAUGACGUCAGUAAAGUGGAAGAAAUUAAAACUAUCGAUAUUGAUUAACAGAUAUAUUUUUAAAUUAAGUCUUGUACGAUAAAAAUCUCAUUCUUUAAUUGUAAUAUUAAUAAGCGAUGCCUGAUUGUGAUAGAUACUUAGGAAGGGAUUUACUUUAUAUGUCUGCUUCAGUGAAAAUUGUAUUAAAGUGUCUAGAGAAGGUUUUUGUAGUAGAUUAUUUAUUGUAGGCGUAUAAAUUGACUUCCAUCAGUCACCACGUACAGUUUCCGUGUUAAAUCGAAACUUCCAGAGACUAGACUGAAUAGCCUUAUCUUUUGUAGUUUUAGAUAAUCUCUCUAAACAUUUUGAUACUUUAUUAAAUUUGUUAUCCUAGAUUUAAGACGUUUACUUGAUUACUUAUGUAACGUGUUUAUUAAAAUUUUUAUUGAUUUGUUACUUUCAAGUGUAAAAGACAACUUUUUUUGUUUAUUUACAAUCCGUUAAGUCCCAGUAAUUUUUUAUCUGUUUGUUUUCCGUUUCUUAAGUCAUAGCAUUUACGUAACGUUUGAAGACUUUGAAGUUUGAUACUGUGACAUUGUAAAUACUCGUAUUUUUCUACGUUCGACGUUGUUUAGUGUUUACUAAGUUAGGUAGGAAUACGAUUAAAAUAUGUUCAUUGUUUAAAUUUGUCACAUCGUGUUACCAUACACUUUUCGAGUGUGUACUGUCUCUUCCGAAAAUCGUUUUUUCCAUAUUGAUAUUUUUGGCAUUCGCAAUUUUUACCAUUUUACUUUUUCUCAAUCACAUCCUUUUCCGAAAUCAUAUUUAACCAUUCGCAUAUUUUCCCAUUAUUUUAAUUUUCCAAUAUCUUAAUUUUCUAAUAGGUUUUCUAACCAUUCGCAUAAUUUCCCACUAUAUUUUAUUUGUUUACAAUCACGGAAUAGAUAGGUGCGACGACGAGCUAAGCGAGGAGGAGUGUGUUAGGUGAACUGCGAGCAAAACAGUGCGCCAGAACCGACUAAUUAUAUUGCACGAUAUUGAUUUACAAAAAGAAAUUAUUUUUUAGUUAGUCUCUCGUAUAUUAUAAUAAUAAUACAUAUAUCCAAAUUAUGCGAAUGGUUAGAAAUGCUUCCGGAAAAGGAUGCUAUCGAGAAAAAGUAAAAUGGUAAAAAUUGCGAAUGACAAAAAUAUCAAUAUGGAAAAAACGAUUUUCGGAAGAGACAGUACACACUCCAGAUUUCGUACACAUAGUAAGCAAUAUGAUUAGCAAUAAGGAACAGUAUGUGUUGUGCCUCUGUAAUUACAUAAUAUUCAAAAAGCUAAUAAAUGUAUCUAUAUUGCAGCUCCAAUAUGCAGCAGAACAGUUACUCACAAAUAACUCAAAUAAGUUACGUUUGUGAAAUGUUUAUUUCUCCAAUUGUUUACUGUUUUAAAAAUAAAUAAA